GUACAAAGGCCCCUCAAAGAAGGAUUUUCCUUAGAGGAAAAUGUCAAAGAGGAGAAACAAAAGAGCUGGCCAUCAAGUGCCAGAAGAAAAGGGGGAAUGUCCGAAUGCAAAGGAGGAUGAGAAUCAAGACGGAAUGAAGAACCUGGGAGGAAAACUAGUAGAUGAGAAGAUGGAUGGACCCAUUGCUUGUCCAGAGGAAGUCCAAGACCAUCAGAAAACUCCCACAGGAGAGGAGAGCGAUGAGUACUCCAAGUGUGGGAAAACCUGUGCACAUAAAAUGGCACUUGAUUGCCAUGGGAAGAUUGACAAAGACGAGAAACCAUUUACAUGCCUGGACUGUGGAGAGAGUUUCAGUCGUUCUGCAAACCUUGUUAAACACCUCAGUAUUCACACAGGUGAGAAGCCGUUUGAAUGCCUGGAGUGUGGAAAAAGCUUUAGAGUAAGGGAAAGUCUUACAACCCAUGAAAGAAUUCACUCAGGGGAUAAGCCAUUUAAAUGUCUAGAAUGUGGAAAAAGCUUCAAUCAACGUGCAAACCUUGCUACCCAUCACAGGACCCACACAGGCGAGAAGCCCUUUGAAUGCCAGGAGUGUGGGAAAACCUUCAGAGUGAGGGAACAUCUUACAACCCAUGAAAGAAUUCACUCAGGGGAGAAGCCAUAUACGUGCCUGGAGUGUGGAAAGAGUUUCAGUCGAAGUGGAAGCUUUGCUAGACAUCACAGGACACACAUAGGCGAGAAGCCCUUUGAAUGCUUGGAGUGUGGGAAAACCUUCAGAAUGAGAGAAAGUCUUAUAACCCAUGAAAGAAUCCACUCAGGAGAGAAGCCUUUUACGUGCUUGGAGUGUGGGAAGAGUUUCAGUCAACAUGCACACCUUGCUACCCAUCACAGGACCCACACGGGCCAGAAACCCUUUGAAUGCCUAGAAUGUGGGAAAACGUUUGGACAGAGAGCACAUCUUAUAACCCACGAAGGAAUCCACACAGGGGAGAAGCCGUUUAAAUGUCUGGAGUGCGGAAAAACUUUCAAAUCCACUUUCAGCCAGAGUUCAAGCUUGAAUUUCCAUCAUAGAAUCCACACAGGGGAGAAACCAUUUGAAUGUACGGAAUGCGGAAAAACCUUUAGAUUCAGUCGGAGCGGUCUCGCCUUGCACCGAAGCGUGCACACUGGGGAGAAGCCAUAUAAAUGUUUGGAGUGCGGAAAGACCUUCAGCCAGAAGUCAGGUUUAAAUUCCCAUCAGAGAAUUCACACAGGGGAGAAGCCCUUUGAAUGCCUGGAGUGUGGGAAACACUUCAGAGUGAAAGAUAUUCUUACAGCUCAUCAAAGAAUUCACUCAGGGGAGAAGCCAUUUAAAUGUCUGGAGUGUGGAAAGAGUUUCAGCCAGAACGCAAACCUGAAAACCCACCAGAGUACCCACAAAGAGGGGAAGCCAUUUGAGUGCAAGGAAUGUGGAAAAUGCUUUAGAUUGAAAGAUUCCCUUCUUAGCCAUCAAAGCGUUCAUUCAAGAGAGAAGCCUUUUAAAUGUCUGGAGUGCGGAAAGGCUUUCCGUUUGAAGGCAAGCCUUUCUUCACAUAACAAGAUCCACAAAGGCGAGAAGCCCUUUGAAUGCCAAGAGUGUGGGAAGACCUUCAGCCAAAAAAGUAACCUUAUUUCCCAUAAAAUAAUUCACACUGGGGAGAAACCAUAUAAAUGUCUGGAGUGUGGGAAGACUUUUGUGCAACGUUUCCCCCUUAUUAUUCACACAAGGAUUCACACAGGAGAAAAGCCGCAUAAAUGUCUGGAGUGUGGGAAGAGCUUCAUACGUGGUGGAGAUCUUGUUAAACAUAAGCGCACCCACACGGGGGAGAAACCCUUUAAGUGUAAUGAGUGUGGAAAGUGCUUCAUUACAAAGUCAGCACUUACUAGCCAUCAAAUAAUCCACACAGGAGAGAAACCAUUUAAAUGUCCGGAGUGUGGAAAGGCCUUCAAACGAAAGGAAGAAUUGAAGAUGCACCAUGCAACUCAUAUCGCGGAGAAAUGUUAUAAAUGCUUUGAAUGUGGAAAAAGCUUAAAGUCAGCCCAGACCCUUAGACAACACCAAAGAGUCCAUACAGGGGAGAAACCCUUUAAGUGUCAGGAAUGUGGAAAGAGCUUCAGUGAGAGUGGUAAGCUGACUAUGCACUCCCGAAUCCACACAGGGGAGAAACCUUAUAAAUGCCUGGAGUGUGGAAAGAACUUCAGUCAAAGGAAGAGCCUUCGUUCCCAUGAAAUGGUUCACAAAGGAGAGAAGCCCUUCAAAUGCAUGGAGUGUGGGAAAAGCUUCCUUUCAGGUGGAAGUCUCAAUAAACACCACAAAAUCCACACCAAGUAGAGAGCAUUUUACUAUCAAACAUUCUUGCUCGAAAUAAAUGACAGUAGUGUUCCCAAUACGGUGAAAAGGGGUUUUCUAAAACUGGUGUCAGGGACAUCUUCAAAUGGACUUCUGUACCC
Pogona vitticeps (central bearded dragon) is the source of this 2466-nucleotide messenger RNA. Lineage: Eukaryota; Metazoa; Chordata; Lepidosauria; Squamata; Agamidae. The record is from RefSeq and is a predicted model, not a curated record.